Messenger RNA from Rhododendron vialii, 1348 nucleotides. RefSeq names its product WAT1-related protein At4g08300-like. NCBI's taxonomy places the organism in Eukaryota, Viridiplantae, Streptophyta, Magnoliopsida, Ericales, Ericaceae. The record is from RefSeq and is a predicted model, not a curated record. Gene Ontology annotation, molecular function: transmembrane transporter activity. Bases 24 to 1205 code for a protein of 393 amino acids. Gene Ontology annotation, cellular component: plasma membrane. The transcript is spliced from 8 exons.
GAGAGAGAGAGAGAGAGGGAAAAAUGGGAGACCAGAAGACAAAUGGAAUGUUGUCCCUCUUGUUCACCAAGAUAAAGCCUUACCUGGCUAUGGUGUCCUUGCAAUUUGGGUAUGCUGGAAUGUACAUCAUCACCAUGGUCUCUUUGAAGCGUGGUAUGAGCCAUUGGAUAUUCGUGGUGUACCGUCACGUGGUUGCCACCCUUGUUAUUACUCCAUUCGCACUUGUUUACGAAAGGAAAAUAAGGCCAAAGUUGACGCUCUCGGUGUUUCUAAAGAUAAUGGCACUCGCUUUACUAGAGCCAGUGUUAGAUCAGAACUUGUACGUCCUGGGAAUGAAGUACACCUCUGCAACAUAUGCAUCGGCAACUGUCAAUGUCCUCCCUGCCCUUACCUUCAUUAUGGCCAUCAUUUUCAGGUUGGAGAAAGUUAACUUCAAGCAGAAGCCCAGUCUGGCAAAGGUGAUUGGAACAGCAAUCACAUUGACUGGAGCCAUGUUGAUGACACUGUACAAAGGCCCCAUUGUUGACAUCUUGUGGUAUUCCAAGGCCAGCAGCCACCAGAAUACCAGCAUUUCUUCUGCUGAUCAGCAUUGGGUCACUGGCACAAUUAUGCUCCUUUCUUGCACUUGUGGUUGGUCUGGUUUCUUCAUAUUGCAAUCCAUUACAUUGAAGCAAUAUCCAGCAGAGCUGUCACUGACCGCGCUGAUAUGCUUCAUGGGGAUGGUGGAAGGUGCGAUAGCGGCUCUUGUAAUGGAACGCGACAUGAGUGCUUGGGCCAUUGGUUUCGACUCCAGGCUUCUUGCUGCAGUUUAUUCUGGGGUGGUUUGCUCUGGAAUAGCAUACUACGUGCAAGGUGUUGUGAACAAGGUCCGAGGUCCCGUGUUCGUGACUGCAUUUAGCCCUCUUUGCAUGAUCAUCACCGCCGUUCUUGGCGCCAUCCUCUUGGCUGAAAAAAUCCACCUUGGAAGCUUGCUUGGAGCCAUCAUCAUAGUAUUGGGCCUAUACUUCGUAGUGUGGGGGAAAAGCAAAGACCAAGAGGCAUUAACAUGCUGUGAGAAAGACACACCCUACGAAUUGCCAAUAGUUGAUUGUAAUGAUAAAUCUGCAAUCUUUGUUGAUGAUCAUAUCCCUGAAUCUGAUCAUGUACCUGCUGCCAACAAGUUGAAGGUUCCAGGGAAAAUUGUUGUGUCAUCCCAGGAGCCAUGACUCAGAGAAAUGCACAAUCUCCCUCUCCUCUUUUAAUCCCUUGAUUUUCAUUGUAUCCAUACAUGUAUUAUGUUGUCCUUUACCUUCACAUGUACUUCUAUAUUCUGCUUUUGAUUAAGCCAAUCAAUAUUACUUGUGUCAAA